Molecule: messenger RNA, 1341 nt
Organism: Caenorhabditis briggsae
Lineage: Eukaryota; Metazoa; Nematoda; Chromadorea; Rhabditida; Rhabditidae
Gene: Cbr-dpy-8
Product: Protein CBR-DPY-8
Exons: 3
Coding region: 1-1341 (446 amino acids)
Molecular function (GO): structural constituent of cuticle
Source: RefSeq, a predicted model, not a curated record
AUGCGGAAUAACUUCUAUGACGCUGCUGUGGCGUCGAUCAUCGUUUCGACGUUUGCACUAGUCCUUGCUGUUUUCUCGGUACCAAUGCUCUUCCAUAAAUCAGAUAAUGUACUGCAGGAAAUUUCAAUGCAGUCUGAUGGAAUCAAGGCAAAGUCUGAUAUGAUUUGGAAUGAAUUGAUGGAGAUUAGACAAGGUGGCUCAGCACCCGGAAUUCAGUUCUUCUCGCGUAAACCAAGAAGUAACUGGAUGGGCGGAGCGUUCUGUAAAGGAUGCUUCAUGCUCUCCUGCCCACAAGGACCACCAGGACCACCAGGAGCUCCAGGACCAGAUGGACAACCAGGAGAUGCUGGAAGACAAGGACGUUCUGGAGAUGAUGGUUUCGAUAUUCAACCUGAAUCUGAGCCAGAGCUUCCAUGUGUUAUCUGCCCAGCCGGGCCACCAGGACCACGUGGUGCUCAAGGAGAGAGAGGAAUGACUGGAAAUCCAGGAAUGAAUGGUAUGCAAGGAACCAUCGGAAUGGAAGGUGUCGAUGGAGGCCCGGGAUUGCCGGGACCACCAGGACCAAAGGGAGAACGAGGACCAUUAGGACCAUAUGGAGCACCUGGAGACACUGUGAUUGCUGGAGUUGGAAUCAAGGGACCACCAGGGCCACCAGGACCACAAGGAAUGAAGGGGCCACCAGGGCCAGGCGGAAAGGGAUCCAACCAACCAGGACAACCAGGACAGCCAGGAGAGAUUGGAGGAAUUGGAAAGACCGGAAAGAUGGGAGGAUACGGUAUGGAAGGACCACCAGGACCACCAGGAGACCCAGGAAUGCCAGCUUCCUACUGUCCAUCUGACUGUGGAGUUCAGCCAAUUCUCACUGAAAUGUUCCCAACACCAUUCACCCCAGUUGCUGGAUACUCUAACAUGCAAAGACCUGCAGCUGCAUCACGACCAGUUGCUCAGCCAGAGUAUGCUGCUGAGGGGUCUGCUCCAGCUCAUCUUCCACAUACUGGUUCAGCGAACGCCGCUGCUGCUGAUUACGGAUCUGCUCCAGCUCCACAACAACAUCGUAAGAGCCACCGUCACCGCCCAUCUCACCACACCGAAGAGCAAGGAUCUAUUGACGCUAGCCGCUCUCACAACGCUCCAGAAUACGCCGACGGAGCCUCGCCAUCCCACUUGCCACACCACAAACAGCCCCACACUCCUUCUCAUAACUAUGCUGAGUCAGAAAUUGGAACCGACACUGCUGCCGCCGACGCCUACGCUAACAGAAUGCACGACUUCCAGGACUUUGAGAGGAAGUGGCGCAGAAAGCUUCUUCAGAGAAGGCUCCGCAUGAUGAAGAGACAGUAG